GCUCCCAGCAGACUGUCCUCACCUGCUCCCUCCAAUACCCAUCAGUCCUGAACAGUAGCUGCUGUGUGGAUCUUGCCAUCCAUCCCAGCAGGAUGCUCCCUCUUGUCCUGAUGAAGGCUUCCAGAAGACACAACGCAAUAGACAGAGGAAAAAAGGGACACGGCAGCAUGAGGUCGGUGGCCGCCCUUGUCCUGGUGGGGAUGCUCAUCCUCUGGGCAGAACUGCCAACAGGCAGCGCCUGGUCCUGCCCACCCGUCCGCAUCGUCUGCGCGCUGCACAACCCCCCGAACCGGUGCAACAGCGACCGGCAGUGCCCCCGGUUCAGGAAGUGCUGCCCCACCUACUGCGGGAGGAGAUGCAUCCCGAAGCCCAGCAGAGGCCCCAUCCACGUGUGAGCUCGGCUCCCAGGACAGACCGAGGGCCAUCUCAGCAUCCCCAUGCCACCUCUGGCCCCAGCCCAUGCUCAGACCACCUCGGCCCCAAGAUCACUCCAUGACAGCUCCUGUGCAGUGCCAUGUGCCACCUGCUUGCCCUCUCCCUCUGCUUCUCCACUGCCGUUUUAGCAAAUAAAAGAGCCUUGUCUCAGG
Pseudopipra pipra is the source of this 587-nucleotide messenger RNA. Its product is annotated as antileukoproteinase-like. The coding region runs from base 93 to 395 and encodes 100 amino acids. The transcript is spliced from 5 exons. NCBI's taxonomy places the organism in Eukaryota, Metazoa, Chordata, Aves, Passeriformes, Pipridae. Gene Ontology annotation, molecular function: peptidase inhibitor activity. The record is from RefSeq and is a predicted model, not a curated record. Gene Ontology annotation, cellular component: extracellular region.